Messenger RNA from Adineta steineri, 1452 nucleotides. Lineage: Eukaryota; Metazoa; Rotifera; Eurotatoria; Adinetida; Adinetidae. The record is from the annotation of a GenBank genome assembly.
AUGAAUCCAGUAUCAUCUUCCAAUCAACGUUUCAAUGUUCGAUCAUUUCUUAAACAACUAAUUGUUGGUUUUAUGACCGAAUAUGAAACACCGAAAAUAGUUAUGGUACAUAGUUAUUCAAUUACAACAUUACUUCGUUUUAUUCAAACAAUUCUUUUACUCUAUUCUUUAUGUUAUUUACUUAUUUAUAGAAAAGGUUAUCAAUAUCAAGAUACGUCACUUAUUUCAUCUAUAACAAUUAAAGUAAAAGGUCUUGGUUAUAUCGAUACGCCAAAUAAUGACUCAUAUGUUUUCGAUGGAACCGAUUAUAUAAUACCAUCAUCAGAAAAUAAUGCAGUAUUUAUUAUGACAAAUUUUAUUGAAACUGAUCAAAGUCGAUCGACAUGUCUUGAAAGUGCAUCAUUUAAACCGGCAAAAUGUAGAAAUGAUGGUGACUGUCAAAAUAAACCUUAUAUGCCUGAUAUUAAUGGUCGAUGGACUGGUCGAUGUUCAUUGACAUCAAUAAUAGAUAUGUCGAAUAUAACAACAAAUAUAUCACAACAACCAUACGGUUUAUGUGAAAUUCAAGGUUGGUGUCCAGUAGAAGAUGAUCGUAAAAAAUCAACAGUUAUUAGAGAAAUUCCUCAUUUUACAAUAUUUAUAAAGAAUUUCAUUGAAUUUCCUACAUUUAAUGUUAAACAUAAAAAUAUGGCUGGAAAUUUAAAACCAUGUGUAUUUCAUCCAAAGAAAAACACAGACUGUCCAAUAUUUGGUCUUGAUUAUAUAUUAGAAGAAGCUGAAAAAAAUGAAACUGAACGUCAAUUAAUGUUACUUUAUGGUGGUGUAAUAAGUGUUAAACUUGAUUGGGAUUGUAAUUUAGAUCGUAAUAUAAAAUUAUGUAAACCAGUAUAUACAUUUGACCGUCUUGAUACACCAUUUCAUGAAGAAAGAUUUUCUAUUGGUUUUAAUUUUCGUUUUGCAUCUCAUUGGAAAGAUAAUGAAACAUAUUUACGUUUAUUAAGAAAAGCUUAUGGUCUUCGUUUUAUCGUUUCUGUUAGUGGUAAAGCUGGAAAAUUUGAUUUUAUAACAUUAACAUUAAAUACAGGUUCAUUAGUUGGUAUUUUUGGUUUAGCAACAUUUCUUUGCGAUUAUAUUCUUCUUAAUUUAACAGAAAAAGCAUCUAUGUAUAGAGAACAAAUCUUUCAUCGUGUCAAUCCAAAAGAAACACGUGUUGAUAAUGCUUUUGAACUUUUGAAGAAACAAGUUCAAGAUAAAACAUUAAUAAUGGAAAAUCCAAAUACUAAUGAGCAACAUAUGACACCAUCAUUUCGAAUAUCUGAACCUCCGCCUUCAGAAAACCUUUCAAUUGUAACAAGUACAUCAUUUUCAUCUGUUCCUGUUAAUCAAAAUUCAACGACACUAGUACAUCCAUAUAUAGGUUUAACAAAUAUGAUGAAACAAGGAACAAAAUGA